Xylaria bambusicola is the source of this 1436-nucleotide messenger RNA. RefSeq names its product kinase-like domain-containing protein. The transcript has 4 exons. Gene Ontology annotation, molecular function: ATP binding; protein serine/threonine kinase activity. The coding region runs from base 93 to 1184 and encodes 363 amino acids. Gene Ontology annotation, cellular component: nucleus; cytoplasm. NCBI's taxonomy places the organism in Eukaryota, Fungi, Ascomycota, Sordariomycetes, Xylariales, Xylariaceae. The record is from RefSeq and is a predicted model, not a curated record. Gene Ontology annotation, biological process: protein phosphorylation; intracellular signal transduction.
ACCCACCAAGGUAGGAAGGGAGGGAGGAAGGUGGAUAUCUACCUACAUAUAUAUGUUCAGUACUUCUCACCUUAGAAAGAGAGCACUACGCUAUGUCGCUCCGACCAGGAGUUAUCCUCAAAGGCGCACGAGCAACCUAUAAAUUACAACAGGCCCUGAAAGGCGACACCGUAUUUAAGGCUCAAAUCCUCGACAACUCCCAUUCAGAUUCAAAAUGGCAUGUCACUACACACUAUUCAACUUCAUGUGAACCGUUACAUAUUGAUGAUCUGGCCUACAGGGCAGUCAUUAAGACUUCGACCACCGAGUCUCAGCGUCUGGUCUUACACAGGGAAUUCACCAACUACCAGAUACCAGAGAUUCGACAGUCGCCGUACAUUCGGCGCUUACAUGAAGCCGUUGGGGCUUUUUUCCACCGCGAGUUUCAGCGCGAUGAGCCGCUCGAAGAAAUUGAUCGCCAGCAUUAUCUUGUAUUCGAAUGGAUGGACCAAGACUUAUGGCAGACGCCUUCUGCACCGUUUCGCAGUGGGGACCACCCAUUUCCUAGAAUCGUGAGCAGGUCGGUCCUAGAAGCCCUCGAGAUCUUCCGUAAGGUGGGCAAAGCACACACCGAUAUCAAUCCAAACAAUAUCUUAGUCUCAGGGUUAGAAGGCAACAACCCCGAGGUUAAGGUAGCUGACCUAGGAAUGCUACUUUCAGAAGGUCGCAAGGGAUAUAUCUUCCAAUGCGCCCCUUGUCGAGCACCUGAAGUCUUUAGAGGGGAGGGCGUGUUCCACUCAUCAGAUAUAUGGUCCCUGGGCGUGACACUUACGCACUGGCUGCGACAGGAACCCCUAUUCGGCGCUUCCGAUAAGAUCGUCGAGGGUCAUGAGGAAUCAUGGUGUAUAGCUAAGAUUAUGUUGAUGGUUGGGCCAAUGGGGGAAUAUAACGGCUAUCCUGAGAUCGAGGACCAGUGGGAUAUUGCUGAGCAGCUGAAAGACAUGGACGCGCCCCCUGAACUGGCAAGUGGCAAACUAAUGAAAUACAAGCCUUUGCGGGAAGAGCUUGCGCGUACAAUAGAUCCGCCGAUCUCGUCCUCUAUCAUUGACUUUAUAGAGUCGUUGCUUAUCAUUGAUCCUAGCAAGCGACCAACCGCUGAGGAGGCUCUACGACAUCCGUUUCUGUCGUCUUUGAUGACAAAAUGAACUAUGUGGUCUACCUUCUUGAGGUAUGCUUAACUCGGCACACAUCAACUGAAUGAUUUUUGAAAAAGGAGAAAGGGAGAGAGCGCCCCCCCCAAAAGCCCGCCCUAAUCAACUCUGUAUCAUAUACCACACCCCACUACUAGAUACUAGCUAGACUGACUUCCUGGAAAGUCAAGUCGAAGGGUUAGCUUAGAUAUAUAUUUUCAAAUCCUUCAAUAAUGAGACUUUGAUGCCUUUGCCUCGCUUAUUCUA